GUAGGGUUUUUGUAGGGCUUUGGAAGAAAAAGCAGAGAAGCAGUUGAUCGACUUAAACCCUAGUUAUUUAUCAUCUCCAUAUAUGCUAUAUACAUACAUAUCUUCGUCAAUCGUCAUCUUCCCUUAAUCUUUAUACUAUAGAAUAGGAAACGGAAAUGAUUCGAGGAGGGAAGAGCUUUGUUUCUUCGCCUCCGGCGUUUUCAAACGAUGCGAAGAAGCUUCUAGUUUGCACAGGAAAUACCGUCUCCAUCUUCAGCACCUCCACUGGCUUGCAGAUUACUGAGUUGGGAGGUCACACUGCACUUGUGACAUCGGUCAUAGUGGUGCCGGCUUCUACACCUGCGAGUAAAAUCUUGUGCUAUUGUUGGACUGCUUCUCUCGAUGGGACGAUUAGGUAUUGGGAUUUUUCCGUGCCGGAGUUAAUGAAGACGAUCAAUAUUCGGUUCCCAAUUCACUCCAUGGUGAUUCCAGAAUUAUCCGGCCAACAACCAGAGAGCAAUGAUAAGCCACCUCAUCUUUUUGCUUAUUUAUCUGCAGUAGAUGUGAAAGAACAGGAGCACAGGCCUAAUGCUUCAUCUGGACAGAUCCGGAAGUGCAACUUAACUGAAUCUCGUCUAGCUGGUGGAGUUAUUCUUGCAGAGACUUGGAAACCAGAAAUUAUAACCAGUAGUCCAUCUGGGAAGUACUUUGGCAUCCGUGACAAGCGCAAGCUUCGAAUAUGGGAAGUACCAACAAAGGAUUCUGCGCGUGCUGUGUACAAGAAAAUUACGUUGCAUCAUACCAAAAGCUUCACCACUUUUGCUUUUCAUCCAACCCAUAGAAUUCUAGCAGCAGGUGAUGUGACAGGGAGGAUCUUAAUUUGGAGGAGUUUUGGUAGAAGAACAUUUUCUGAUUGUGAUCCAAUAAUAAAUGGAGGACCCUCAACAAAUGAUGAUGAAAGGCCUGGGGGGAGGAGAGAUGAUGAUGCUGACUCUUGCAGCACAUGGCAUUGGCAUUCUGCGGAAGUGAAGGUUCUUUUUUUCUCUUCUGAUGGGGCCUAUUUGUACUCAGGAGGGAAAGAAGGAGUUCUUGUGGUUUGGCAGCUAGACACAGGGAAAAAGAGAUUUCUACCCAGAAUUGGAUCUCCACUUUUAUAUUAUUUAAAUUCUCCAGAUCCUUCACUUUCCUCUAUAUCCUGUGCAGAUAAUCAGAUUCAUUUUUUGAAAAUGCCUUCAAUGGAGAUUUUGAAGUCCAUUUCAGGGAUCAAGCUUCCUGGUUCAGUUCCAGAGGUAUGCAAAGGCUUGUAUAGCGGUUUUGUCUUUGAUUACACAGGUGGGCAAGUAGCCGUAUGUGCAGAAAAUUACUGCAUCCAAUUGUACAGCUUGUUAGAUGACUGUGAAGUUUCAGAGGUUCAAGUCUGUGAAAGAAACCUUCAAUUAGGUGAUGAAGUCACGGUAAUGGUUAAUUUAGUGGCCCUCUCCUUAGAUGGUUCUACGAUGAGUACUAUUGAAACUAGGCUUCCUGAAGACGGAAUAGGUGGGCUUGUAAGUCUUAAGUUUUGGACAUGUGGGUCUCAGACUAAAGAAUUCAGCUUAUCCACUGUUAUAUAUGAACCACACAGGGAUGCUGGUGUUUCUGGAAUUGGUUUCCAUCCUACACGCCACAUGGCUGUCAGCUCAUCCUAUGGUGGUGACUUCAAGAUUUGGGUUCGCAGCCAUGAGGUCCUGCAGAAGGAUCAGAUGCUUCCAAUGACCGGAUGGACGUGCCAUGCUGUUGGUUCAUAUAAAAAGAAGCCCAUGACUGCUGCCACAUUUUCAGCCGAUGGUUCUGUUCUGGCUGUUGCUGCAGAAACUGUUAUUACAUUGUGGGAUCCACAGAGGAAUGUUCUUGUGGCUGUAAUUGGAGAGAGUAUUGAGCCAAUUGUGACCCUGUCAUUUGUUGGAAAGUCCGAUUAUCUUGUGUCUGCAUCCCAAGGUUCAAACUCACAAGUAUCUGUUUGGAGCAUGUCAAAGCUCUGUGCAUCUUGGUCUUAUAAGCUGCACACAGAAGCUGUAGCCUCUACAGUGGACGAUUCCUGCUUUGCUGUACUUGCCCUUCUCCCCAAGUCAUCCAAGUCCAUGGAGUCCAAUGAAAACACGAUACAGGGUACUGAUGGAGUAAUCCUAUUAUUUAAUGUAGGAGAUCCAGUUCCGGCUUCUACCUGGUUUGUGAGGAAGGCCAAGGGAGGUGGACUUGCUUUUAUUAAAAUAAGUCCUAGAUCCCCAGAAGAUAUUACAGAUGGAAAACCAGGACAAACAUUGCUUGCUUACAUAAAUGAUGAUCAUGAAUAUGUCCUCUUCAGCCCAUAUGGCGAGCAAGUGCAUGAUUAUGUUACUCAUCCGAGAAGUCAUUUUGGCAUUGACGAAACAGAGCAAUUUGGAUAUGCAACUAUAUAUGGGGAACUGCCUGAAUUCAACUUAAAGAGAAAUCAAACUACAGAGGUUUCAUUUGUACCAUCUGAAAGGCCAUGGGAAACCAUAUUCAGUGGAUCAUCUCAUAACCUUCCUCCUCUCACCAAAUUGUGUUCAAUGUUUUUGGAGUCAUUGCUAGAAAAGAGAACUGCCAUUGUAGAGUGACUAUCGAAUCCAAUUACCAAUAAGUUGAUCUCGUUGCAUGGAGGUGCAAAUGUAAGCAAGUUCUCCAGUUGUCUCUCCGGCCAAUACUGUCAGAAUCAAAAUGGAAGUUUUAUGGUUGACAUACGAAACCCGAAAACCGUGUCAACUCUGAAAUGGGUACAUACAGUGGGGUUAAUGGAGCAAUUGGUUAUAUAAGGUAUGGGCGAGUGCUUUGAAGGCCAUAUAAAGCAUUGUAACAGCCCGGUUGAGUUAACAAAAGCUAGGUUGCUCUGCUUUUGCAAUUUUGUUGCUUUCAAUAGAGAGCAUGUUUCAAACUUUUCACCUGUGUUAAAUUGGAAUGUAGCGUCUUCAGGUAAUGAAGAUGUCUUAGUUCCCUAGUUGUACCGAUGAAUGUAGUAGGAUGAUGGGCUAUUCCGUCAUUGGCAUUUAACAAUUAGCGUUAACAAGUGCAUGUCUUGGUUAUAACCUACAUACCGACUAUCCUGCUGAUGUGCGACUGAUAUCUUAGUAGAACUAAUUUUGCAUUUAAUCAGACGUUGCUGUGUUUCCUGACCUCGUUUAUAAGGUAGAGAGGUGUAUGUGUGGGUUUGGUAGUAAG
This is a messenger RNA of Ilex paraguariensis (yerba mate), 3192 nucleotides long. The record is from the annotation of a GenBank genome assembly. NCBI's taxonomy places the organism in Eukaryota, Viridiplantae, Streptophyta, Magnoliopsida, Aquifoliales, Aquifoliaceae.